Molecule: messenger RNA, 2991 nt
Organism: Prosopis cineraria
Lineage: Eukaryota; Viridiplantae; Streptophyta; Magnoliopsida; Fabales; Fabaceae
Product: phosphatidylinositol/phosphatidylcholine transfer protein SFH13-like
Exons: 17
Coding region: 460-2322 (620 amino acids)
Source: RefSeq, a predicted model, not a curated record
UGGCUGGUUCCGUUCCACCUCAACAAAUUCUCUCUCUCUCUCUCUCUCUCUCUCUCGUUCUUUGAGCUUCACCUUCCCAAUCUACGCUGUAAUCUCUGCCUCUCUCUCCUGCACCAGAUUGCACUCAGAGUCUCAUGGUGCUGGAAGUCUCUCUUUUGUUUGUGAUCCGUGCACUUUGUAUCGGCAUUGUUCGGUUCAAUGCGGUUUCCGGUUUCGGCAGGGGUAGCUGGCGGCGUUCUAUUAACUUCAUUGGCUUCGGAGGGUUUUCAUCGUUUUCUUACCUUCGGGAAGAUCAAAUGUAUUAAUUUAUUCCCCAGAGAUUCUUGCAUCUACGGAUCGUAGUUCGUGCCGAGAAUUUGUCUGGAGGCUGGAGCAGUAUGUGCAGACUGAGUCUGCUGUGAGUUCGCCUCCCCGUUUCGACGGCCAGGAUCAACUAUAGUCCUUGUCUGCUAGACUAGAAUGUCAGGCCUUGAAGGGAUUUGUAUUCAUGAUGAAAUUAGAGAGAGGAGGUACGAUUUUGAGUGCUCUGAAGAUGAAAGGCGGCGGUCCAAAAUUGGAACACUAAAAAAGAAAGCAAUAAAUGCUUCAUCUAAGUUCACUCAUUCUCUUAAGAAAAGAGGCAAAAGAAAAAUCGACUAUAGGGUUCCAGCUGUUUCCAUUGAGGAUGUGAGAGAUGCGCAAGAGGAGACGGCUGUCUUAGAAUUGCGUCAAAAACUGAUCGAGAGAGGAUCAUUACCUACGAGGCAUGAUGACUAUCAUACAUUGUUAAGAUUUCUGAAGGCUAGGGAUUUUAACAUGGAGAAGACCAUCCAGAUGUGGGAAGAAAUGCUUACGUGGAAAAAAGAAUAUGGAACAGAUUCCAUCCUUGAGGAUUUUGAAUUUGAAGAGAUUGAAGAAGUAUUGCAGUAUUAUCCCCAAGGUUAUCAUGGAGUUGAUAAGGAAGGUAGACCGGUUUACAUUGAGAGACUUGGGAAAGCUCAUCCCAGCCGCCUCAUGCACAUAACAACAAUUGAUCGAUAUGUGAAAUAUCAUGUCCAAGAGUUUGAGAGGGCUCUGCAGGAGAAAUUUCCUGCGUGUUCCAUUGCAGCAAAGAGACAGAUUUGUUCGACAACAACAAUAUUGGAUGUACAGGGCUUGGGAAUGAAAAACUUCUCACGUACUGCUGCUAAUCUUGUGGCCACUUUGUCAAAAAUAGAUAACAGUUACUAUCCCGAGACUUUACAUCGGAUGUAUAUUGUCAAUGCUGGCACCGGCUUCAAAAAGAUGCUUUGGCCUGCUGCUCAAAAGUUUCUUGAUGCCAAAACUUUGGCAAAGAUACAGGUUCUUGAACCCAAGUCUUUAUAUAAACUACUUGAGGUCAUUGACUCUAGUCAACUACCAGACUUUUUGGGAGGAUCAUGUACGUGUCCUGGAGAAGGUGCAUGUCUGAGAUCUAACAAGGGUCCAUGGAAUGAUCCUGAUAUCAUGAAGCUCGUAAAUAAUUCUGAGGGAACAUUUGUGAGGCAAAUCACGAGAGUAUCCAGUGACCACCAGCACUAUGGCCCUCAGAUUCAGAUACGCCCACUGAAGGGAAGAUUCAGUGAUACAUCGACAGCUGAAUCGGGUUCUGAUAUUGAUGAUCCCUGUUCUCCCUUGGGACAGAGGAGUUCUACUUAUUCUCGUUUAGACCCAGUUCACGAAGAAGGCAGGGUGUUAGAAUCCAAUGCCUACUAUAGUUUUGAUGAUAGCAUUCCUGCUACUGAGAAAGCGGUCAAGAGUGAUAACUGUCACUGUACUGAGGAUCAGCCUCUUCAAAUCCCCAUGAGGAAUCUUGCUUGCAGGGGAAAUUCAGGCACUUUACUCAGGCAUUGGUUCAACAUGUUUAAGGAGAAAAUAGAGAGAAGGGAUUUCUUUGAUGUGGCAAGAGUUAUGUUAUCUUUCCUGGAUAAGCUUGUUGCAUACUUCUGUGGUCUAAAAUUUGAAGUUUGGAGAUCUCAGGGCAAUGUUUCCCCAUCCAAUCCUGUGGAACAAAACACAGGUAACCAAUCACCAGCAGUUGGAGCAGCCAAUGAAAGGGAUCAUACUUUUCCUCGUGAACAGUAUGAACAGCGUCUUCAGAAACUAGAAAGGACUUUUGAGGAACUUAGCAGCAAGCCUACUGAUAUGCCUCUGGAGAAGGAGGAAAUGCUAAUGGAAUCUUUAGAUAGGAUUAAGUCUGUCGAGUUUGACCUUGAAAAGACGAAGAGGGUACUACAUGCUACAGUAAUGAAGCAGCUUGAGAUUUGUGAGUUGCUGGAUAACAUGCAGGAAGCAAAGAGUCGACAAAGAAGAUUGUUCUGUUGAAUUUUCAUCAAGAUUGCAAAGAGGAGACCCUGACAUCUCUGAGAGGAUAGUUUCAUUUCAUAGAAAAUACACUAGAGUUGUUACAAACUCACAACACGAACGAGGUUGAGGCAAAGUGACGGAGCACGUCAUUCGAGCACAUUACGGAAGAGGCAGCCCCUUUGUUGAGUACGCAAAAUGAUUCAUUUCCCUCAAAAUCCUUUUCAUCUCACAGCUGAUAGUUGAGAAUAGAAAGCGAAUACAAAAAAAAAAAAGGUUAUAGCUGAUAAAUUUUCUUCCUUGGAGUAUAAUUUUGAUCAUGAGACUGUUUUAAGAAUAAUAAAUUUUAGUUACACUGACCCAAAAAGAGGAGGAAGGUAAAAAAAGGGUGUGUUGGGGUGGGGGGGUAAUGUUUAGACAUCUCGGUGGCCCCAUUAGCGGGUGGGGACAUCAGCGUGUACAAAAAUGUUGAAGGUAUGUGUAUUAAUCACUCUGAGGAAACUGUUUGUCUUAAAUAUUGGAUGCAUUGUUGCAUUGUUGUAGUGUCAUUGUCGAAUAUGACUCAACGUCAACGCAUUUGGAAAAUGUUGAGUGGCAUUUGUCGAGUGUAAUAACUUACAUAGUAUUUGGACCACCAUAAAUACUCUUGAGAAAUAAAAUAAAAUAAUGUAUGUAUUGUAGAUACAUAAA